Molecule: messenger RNA, 357 nt
Organism: Dalotia coriaria
Lineage: Eukaryota; Metazoa; Arthropoda; Insecta; Coleoptera; Staphylinidae
Product: cuticle protein 19-like
Exons: 2
Coding region: 1-357 (118 amino acids)
Cellular component (GO): extracellular matrix
Source: RefSeq, a predicted model, not a curated record
AUGUCUUUCAAAGUAUUGAUCCUUGCUGCCGUUGUGGCCUGCGCUAUGGCUGACCAUUACAAAGCGUCUUCGUAUGCAUCUUUCCAUAACCCAGCUUAUGGUGGUCAUUAUGAUCAACACGAGCAUUAUCCUACUCAUCAUCCCAAGUAUGAAUUCAAAUAUGGUGUUGAAGACCAACAUACUCAUGAUCAAAAGUCUCAGCAUGAGGAGCGUGAUGGUGAUGUUGUCAAGGGAUGGUACAAAUUGGAACAACCUGAUGGCAGAACUCGUAUUGUUCAUUACACUGCUGAUAAGCACAAUGGAUUCAACGCUGAUGUGCAAUACUCAGGACAUGCUGCUCAUCCCUACCAUCAUUAA